This is a messenger RNA of Penicillium manginii, 1686 nucleotides long. RefSeq lists its product as uncharacterized. The record is from RefSeq and is a predicted model, not a curated record. The transcript has 2 exons. NCBI's taxonomy places the organism in Eukaryota, Fungi, Ascomycota, Eurotiomycetes, Eurotiales, Aspergillaceae. Bases 1 to 1686 code for a protein of 561 amino acids.
AUGUCUGCUUUUGGACUGCUCCCAAGUCCUCCCAUAUCGGAUUCGAGACCUGCAAGUACGGGACCUGAAUCUUACUUCGCCUGCAAGGAAGUUUCGAACGCGGACGGAGAGAAUGGCCCCUAUGAGUUAGAAGCGCCGACUCCAGAGAAGCCAACUGAAAAGCCAACAGAGAAACCAACGGAAAUUUCUCAGGAGGAAAUCAAGGAGAAAACUCCAGAAGAGGUUGGAAAACAACUGGAAGACGUUCAGAACCCGCCACAUACUGUCUAUCGUUCUUGGCAGACAAGUCCGGUCGAUCCACGACUGGCAGACGUAACAAGCGUGCAAGAAGCCCAUUCGAAUUUUAUACGGCAGUGCGAGACUGAUGAAAUGGCGUCACCAUCAGAUGGACCUAGAGCUCCACCGGUUCCUUUCACAUCGCCUGCAUCUGACCUCAAUGCUGAGUCUGUCUCAGACAGGUCACCGAGACCACAACGCCCGAGAACUGGAACUGUCUCGAGCGAAGCAAGUUGGGUACCCAACAAUUUCUCGUAUUGCAAGACAUGGCUCCAAGGUGUACCUUUGGAAUCUCCGAAUGGUAUUCAAAAUGAAAAUCCUCGGGUGUCGAACAGGAGAAAAUUCCAGAUCAUUGAGAAGGAUCCACCUAUGCCCUCAUUAGACGCCAUUCCCGGGGCUAAAGCUCUUGAUGAACCUGUGCAAACCCCGAUUAGUAGAUAUUGCGCGACAGUCAUCACCAUCUGUUGCGCGUUCCCCUCAUUGGAUCCAUCCCCUGUACCACCUCCUGUACCGGCGCACGCAGUCCCAAUGACCCCUGAUCAGAUCCAAGAGGAAGUUUCAGCAUUCAGCCCUGAUACGCCUCAAGACAAUCCCCUCGCUAUGUCUGAUAGCGGUUAUGGCACUCGAGAGUCCGGUUAUUCCCUGGACAGUUACCCAGACAGCAAGGAUGAUGAUACGUAUACUGAUCCUGGAUCAUUAACAUCAGACAGUGUCACAUCAACUAUUGUUUGUGAACGUCCGGACUCCGCGCAGGGAGAGCGCGAAACAUCACCCCAGCCUGAAAUACGAUCAGGCAGUGUCAGCCCUCAGGCCUCACCACUACCACCUGCUCACCCUUCCCCAGACCGAUCUAUCAAGUCUGACAAGGAAGACGUGGAGAAACAAGGUUCAUGGCGCCAUGAGUGGACAAUAGACGACCACGAAUGGACCCUUGGAGAACUCGAACACUCUGUUAAGGACUUCCCCCGGCACAUGCUACGUCUCACAUCACCAGUCAUAGUAUUUCUCCGAAAGAACGACGAAAAGGCCCUUCUGCGGCCAUUCCGCACUAUUUUCCCAGAUGCCACAGAGAAUCUAUUAGAUUGCCUGUGCGCUGCUGUCAUUGCUCGCAACUAUCUCCUUUCUCUCGCCGCGACUCAUCGCCGCAGACCUUCAUUAUCUGUCCGAAACGACAUAUAUGCCGUGGAUGCCAUUCCCACAAAAGCAUAUAGCACUCUGGGCAUCCAACUGCCGACUGGUUCUCCCAGUCAUCGCAAAGAUCGGUUCAUUGGCUCCCGCAGCAGUGAUCUUCGUCAACAAGUUGAGAAAACGGUUGACAGCCUGCUAUUUGCUAUCUGUGGACGAUCCGAUAGCACACUCAAAUCUGCAGUCGAAGUCCUGGCGCAGGUCCUCGAAACCAAGGCCACAUAA